UUUCUCAUUGUUGCCUUUUCAUCUCUUUCUUUCUCCCUCUGUGAGUUUCUCUCUCUUCGUUUCAACGGGCGAGGAUUUUUCGAAACGAAGGCAAAGGCUUCUUCGAAUCUCAGAGGGCGAAGCGAAGCUCUCCAUCUCUGCGUGUUGAAAAUUCUGCCGUUUCGAUUGAAGAGCUGGAGCUCGAUUGCGUACUGCGCCGGCAGAGGUGAUUUGCUUCCGGAAAUCAUCGGUCUUUUUGGUAUUCGGAGCUGGUGUUUGCUGUGGUUUGAUUGCUGUUUUGGAUGAUGCCGCCUUGCAGGAGGCAUGGAAGCUCUGAUUUUUCUUAAUAUGGAAUUCAGUUUUCGGUAUUUGAGCUUGUGAACCCUAGAAUUCUGCAUGAUUUUGGCUGUGGUUGGCCGUUUCUGAUCCGAUUGUUGGUGACGAGAUUUACACUUUAUCGUUCGGGCAGCGGCUUGACUUGUGUGUUUCUGGGAUUGGUGAAUGGUUGUGCUCUCUCUGGGAGUGCAAGUUGAGGCUUUUAGUGGAAUUUUCAUUCAGCCGUACUGGUUUUGACCGUUAAUUAGGAUUUUGGAUUUUGGAGAUGAUUGUGGGAUGAGAUGGCGGAGUCGAAUAUGGAGGACACUUGUCUCGAGAACAAGCAAUCUACGGCUGCUUCGGGCUCCUCGUUGUCCGAGGGCAGUGGGAGUCCUACUGUAAAGUCCCCGGGAGUAUCCAGUCCUGUCACAAAUUCACCUUCUCACAGGAGGACAAGUGGGCCUAUCAGGCGAGCAAAGGGUGGUUGGACUCCAGAGGAGGAUGAGACACUGAGAACUGCUGUUGAAACUUACAAAGGAAAAAACUGGAAGAGAAUCGCGGAGUUUUUCCCAGAUAGAUCAGAGGUGCAAUGUCUGCAUCGGUGGCAGAAAGUUUUGAAUCCUGAUCUUGUUAAAGGGCCUUGGACUCAAGAGGAGGAUGACAAAAUAAUUGAACUGGUGAAAAAGUAUGGUCCCACGAAAUGGUCUCUCAUUGCUAAGUCUUUGCCUGGUCGCAUAGGGAAACAAUGUCGAGAGAGGUGGCACAAUCAUUUGAAUCCUGAUAUAAAGAAGGACGCGUGGACAUUAGAGGAAGAGCUAGCCUUGUUGAACGCUCAUCGAGUGCAUGGGAACAGAUGGGCUGAAAUAGCUAAAGUCUUACCUGGAAGGACUGACAAUGCAAUCAAGAAUCACUGGAAUAGUUCAUUGAAGAAAAAACUGGACUUCUAUUUGGCUACAGGGAAGCUCCCUCCAGCUGCGAAAAGUGGCCUUCAGAAUGGCAGCAACGAUUUGAACAGGCCUGCUAUUGCUAAAAGAUUGAUUGCCUCUUCAAAGAAGGGAUCUGAUUUGGCUCCUCAGGCUUUGUCUAGAACUGAUGAUGUUGGCAACUUAGAAGACAAGGACCAGAUAGAGUCACUGGCUCCACCUCAAGAUGGAUGUGCUUCAUCAAGCAUUGCUGCAAAUGAGUCUGCUGCUUCUGAAGGUGCAGAAUCAAAGGUAGACGCAUCAAGCAUAGAACUUUCGAGCCAUUUAGAGUCCUUCCCGAAACUUGAUAGUUCGAGAAUAGUUGGGGAGAAUGGUGAACAUGGAGGUUUGGGGACACCAUUGCAAAGCGCAAGUUUACGUUAUGGUUAUCUUUGCUAUGAACCACCCUAUGUUCCUUUAGAUUCAGAUCUCAUGAACGGACAUUUCAUCCCGCAGAGCAACCGUGAUAGUCCUGGGUGUUCACCUAGUAGUUUCUUCACUCCACCUUCUGCCAACAGGGGAAGUUUCAAUAUGCGUUCCCCUGAAUCUAUAUUGCGUCUCGCUGCUCUGAGCUUUCCUAAUACUCCAUCAAUAUUUCGGAAGAGAAAGGCUCAAACACAUAAGGAUGUCCCCCCUUGCAAACUUAUGAAAGCAGAUGCUGAUCUUGUAAAGAGCAGGGUCGAUGAUUCUGAUGAUCGAGAAAGAUGUAAAGAGAGUUUGGAGAAAUAUGGGUCUUUGGAUGAACAGGAUAGUCCUACCCAUCACAGUAAUGGUGCCAUUUCACCAGACGGUAAUGCUUUCAAUGCAUCCCCCCCCUACCGGUUAAGAUCCAAGAGAACUGCAGUAUUCAAGUCGGUGGAGAAACAACUCCAAUUCACAAACGAGGAAGAGAAGCUGGGCAGUGAUAAUACCAAAUCUGCCUCCAAUUUAUCAGCAAAGGAGAGUGAUCAAUGUACAGAAGAUACCAGCCUAGGCCCAACAAAGAUGGGCGUAACCUAGCUGAGAACUGUAUGGAGAGCUUGGACAUACUUUUUAUAUCUUUCUAAUGCCGAAGUGGCAACACUUACCUCCAAGAGGUGGCCUGAAAACCAGCUGAUGCCCACGAAGAUUUUCAUGUGUUAUUCGGUGCAUAUUUAUCACUUCCUAAUCAAUCAACGUUGUCGGGCAGUAUGCAAGAACUUUUGUUUUGCAUCGAGUACAAUGGAUGAUGGGAGAAAGCAAUACGAGGAAGUCUCAUGUGGGGGAUUAGAUUAAUAAGAUGUUAGGGUUUCGUUUAAGGUAGAAUGACCCCCGAGAUUUGUACAGAUACCUCCCUUUUAGACAAAUGAAGAAUAUUUACAGGGAUACACUCUAUGGAAUGGAUAGGAGCAAUUGAAUUCGAAUUAAUCAUCAUUUCUUUCUUGA
This is a messenger RNA of Punica granatum (pomegranate), 2660 nucleotides long. Lineage: Eukaryota; Viridiplantae; Streptophyta; Magnoliopsida; Myrtales; Lythraceae. The record is from RefSeq and is a predicted model, not a curated record.